Messenger RNA from Colletotrichum lupini, 627 nucleotides. RefSeq lists its product as uncharacterized. The transcript has 3 exons. NCBI's taxonomy places the organism in Eukaryota, Fungi, Ascomycota, Sordariomycetes, Glomerellales, Glomerellaceae. The record is from RefSeq and is a predicted model, not a curated record. Bases 1 to 627 code for a protein of 208 amino acids.
AUGUCGCUGGGAUUACCAUCAUUUCACUUUCCGUCCCAAAAGCACCUCACCUGGCUGCUUGCUCCCUCCGUUCGCUGUGCCAUUGACAAGCAUCCGGCGAUCUUCUCCCCCCACCCCUUUUGCAAGGCAUCCUCUUCAACAGGAACUGAGCAAUCCACUCCCGUCUCCGAUUCGAGCACUUCAACAGCUCCUUGCGACUUCGGCUCUCCGCGACCACCACCCUCGAUCUCCGACACCUUUCGCAACCACCUCUUUAAUUUUAUUUUGCUCACUGGCCGUCCCUCUCGAAAACUUGUCUUCCCCCUCUCUCGUGUCAUCGUGGCGUGUGAGCUUUUGAGGCACUUUGCUGCAAAAUCUAAACUCCAAAACGACGUCAACGGCGUUGGCUCAACAGGUACGUCCAAUACAACCCUCCAAUCGGCAUUGCACCGCACCGCAUCGCAUCGCACCGCAGCGCGCAUCCCACACAAUCCCAUCUCAUCUCCGUCGCCAAAAUUCCUCAACCCAAAUUCCAGCCAACCCAUCGCUCUCUGCCUCUCUCUUCCACCAAAGACACCAACCACCCCUCCGCGUCUUUUCGCGCACAAUUGCCUCUUGCCCGGCUUCCGAAAGUCCUUCAAUCACUAA